Notodromas monacha is the source of this 1217-nucleotide messenger RNA. The record is from the annotation of a GenBank genome assembly. Lineage: Eukaryota; Metazoa; Arthropoda; Ostracoda; Podocopida; Cyprididae.
CGUCCCUGUAUACGUGCAGCAAAAGGUGAAGUCUCGUGAAAGGAACGACAGACUUGCGUCUCGCGCGUCCUGCGCGUGUGGAUGCGAGUUCAUCAUCAUAAGUCGUUUGAGAGUAACAAAAUAAAUAAAAAUUCAAUGAAAAAGAGACAAAUCGAGUUGAAAUUUUGUUGCGUCAGUAAUCUCAGAAUGUGACGACAAAAAGAGAUACGUAGUGAGUGAACCCGUAUUAGGGACAGGAAGUGUGGGCGGGGGACGAAAAUAUCUUGCGCAUCACAGCGAGGAUGUACGGGACAUACGCUGCUGUUGGCUCUGGUGCCACAGCUACUGGGGUUCUGGGAUGGAUCGCCCUUUAUUACCUAUUCACUGGCCAUGGACAUGACAUUGACUUCGGCUGGUUCCUGGAGAAUACAUCGCCUCACAUGUGGGCUGGCAUAGGUGUUGGCCUAGCAGUGGCCUUGUCCGUCGUUGGAGCAGCUUUGGGAAUUUACACCACCGGAGUGUCCAUCAUGGGAGCAGGUGUGAGAGCCCCGCGCAUCAAGACCAAGAACUUGAUUUCCAUCAUUUUUUGCGAAGCUGUGGCUAUCUAUGGACUCAUCAUCGCCAUCGUCAUUUCCGGCAUGCUUGAGAAUUUCUCGGAAGCGAAAAUCCUGAGCGACGAUCGCGUGAAACGUGAGAACUGGUUGGCGGGUUAUGCCAUGUUCGGAGCCGGAAUAACUGUCGGUUUGGGAAAUCUUUUCUGUGGAAUAUCUGUGGGAGUAGUUGGCUCUGGAGCUGCCUUGUCCGACGCUGCAAACCCGAAUCUUUUUGUCAAAAUUCUCAUUGUGGAAAUCUUCGGCAGUGCCAUCGGCCUUUUUGGCCUCAUUGUUGCAAUUCUUCAGCUUUCUCACGUGAAAAUGGGAGACAAAGUCUAACAAAGCAACAUGACCGUAUAGACUACUACACAUCAACGAAAGGGAAUCAUCCAAUUUCUGGAAAGCUGGGAAACAUUCCGAGGGAAAAGUGUUCUUGCAGAUGACCCAUUUGGGAUUCUGGGUUGUCUGUGAUUUCACUUUAUUCGUCAAUUUUUAAGCUUACCAUGUUUACUUGAAGAAUAAGGCGCGAUUAAUCACACGACAAUUUUGAAUGCAGAUAUCGCACGUUAAUUCAUCGGAUUACAUUUCUUGAAAGUCUUCUUUUUAGAUGUCUACAGCUUAAUUUCCUCUGACCAACUACAUCAC